AUGAGCAACCACCCCGAAGGCCUGGACAUCUACGUCUCGGUCGGUCCACCAACCGGGAUCCUCCAUGUCAAGGACGUUGACGGCGACGACUCGACAAGCCUUGUGCCCAUCUCUGGAAUGCAGGACAUCUCAACUUUUGGAAUUGCUGGGCGUAUCUGGGACAGUUCGUACACGUUGGAUGCGUAUAUGAGACGGCCGACGGACCAGUAUACUUUUACACCCGCGUGUCCCAUCCCCGCUGAAUACUUCCUGCCCACCAAGACCACAACCCCAACCACCGCCACUUCCACCACUACAACCUCAGAGCUGGUAUCAGCAGCAGCAACAACAAAGGAAAAGAAGAAACCGAUCAGGAUCUUGGAGAUUGGCGCGGGGACAGGAUACGUCGGGAUCGCGCUCGCGAAACGCCUGGAUUCAGAUUGUACCGUCAUCCUGACGGACCUGGAAGAGGUUGUGCCCCUGCUUCAAAAGAAUGUCAAUGAGCAGCGUCUCCCCCGUCGUCAUCGUCCCCCUACUACCUCUGCCUCCGCCGUAACGACCAUCGCCACAGCCUCAGAAACAGAGCGGCCCGCAGUCAAGGAGCCAUCAUGCGCAUGGAUAGAAGUGGAACCCCUAGAAUGGGGAAACACUUCUCACGCCCUCGCCAUCUUGGACCACCCUACUCCCAUCGACUACAUUGUCGCCAGCGACCUCGUCUAUUUCCCUGAACUCUACCCACCCCUGUUACAAACUCUGAAAGAAAUCACGCGGGUGGGGGAGACAAAGAUUCUGUUUGGGUACAAGGAGCGGGCGAUUUGGAAGGAGAGUCCGUUUUGGGAGGAGUUUGGACGGUUCUUUGAGAUGGAGGCUGUCAGGAUUGAGCAGCAUCCUGUCAAGAAGGAGGGUGAGGUGGGAGGGGAGGAAGAAGACGAGGAGGAGGAAGGUGGCGUGAAGUUGUUUGGAUGCGAAGGCGAGGAUAGGUUGUAUGUGUUUGUGGCGACCAAGCGGCCAGAGGACCAGAUCUUGAAGGGCGCCGAUGAUACCUUGACCACCUUGAUGAUGAUGCAGAUCGGUCUCUAG
Linnemannia hyalina is the source of this 1059-nucleotide messenger RNA. Lineage: Eukaryota; Fungi; Mortierellomycota; Mortierellomycetes; Mortierellales; Mortierellaceae. The record is from the annotation of a GenBank genome assembly.